Messenger RNA from Anastrepha obliqua, 1328 nucleotides. RefSeq lists its product as uncharacterized. Lineage: Eukaryota; Metazoa; Arthropoda; Insecta; Diptera; Tephritidae. Bases 46 to 1299 code for a protein of 417 amino acids. The record is from RefSeq and is a predicted model, not a curated record. The transcript is spliced from 5 exons.
GCUUCGCGGGCAGUUCAAUUCGGCAAGUGCAAUUUAAGAUUUGCAAUGGAGUCCACACUGAAUGGCAACGUCGAGAAUGAUGUCGAUAAUUUGCCCGCCUGGUUGAAAACAGUCACUUUCGAAAAUGCCGGACGCGCUAGUGUAGGCGAAAACUUCGAGAGCAUCAUUAACACGCGUUUCGAGAGCGAUCCAAAAAGCAGCGUCAACUUCUCCUCUAUGCUGCUGCGUCUCCAUCUCGACGUAGCACUUAAAGAUGGUGGCACAAAAACGGUGUCAUUUGUGCUUAAAACACCACACACCAAUGAAAUGAUGUCGAAAAUACUAGAACUAUUGAAACUCUUCCCGAAAGAAGAGAAGGUUUACCACAGUAUUUUACCGAAAUUCGAGGAGUUGUACAGGCAAGUGGGAAAGGACGUUAAAUUUGCACCUAGCGCGUAUCAAUUCGAUCGCGACAUAGGUGUGGAUUAUGUUCUGUUAGACGACUUGCGACCAAGAGGCUAUAAAAAUGCCAAUCGAAUCAAGGGUCUCGACUUGGAGCACACCAAGUAUGUGCUGCUGAAAAUGGCCGAGUUUCACGCCGCCUCUGCGUGUUAUGUUGAGCACUUUGGCACAUUUCCAGCGGAAUUCACUGUGGGAAUCUAUACGAAGAGCAAUAAAGAGCUAUUGAAGGAAUUCAAUGCAUCUGGUGCCUUCUUGGCGCAACUAAAAAAGUGGAGCAAUGGUCAGGCGUACUAUGAGAAGUUGGCCGACAUCGACACUUACUUGGUGGAUCGCCUGCUGCAGGACCAGGUUUACAAUCCGAGCGAAUUCAAUGUACUCAACCACGGUGACUGUUGGGUGAAUAAUAUUCUCUUCAAGUAUAAUGCGUUUGGGGAAAUUAAAGACACCCGUUUCAUCGACUUCCAAGUUGGCAAAUAUGGAUCGCCGGCGAAUGAUCUUUACUACUUCAUAUUAUCCUCCACUGCCGCGGACAUAAGAAUUUCACAGUUCGAUUACCUGGUGCGCUAUUAUUUCGAUAACCUCGUCGAAAACUUGAAACUAUUGCAAUAUCACCGGCCUUUACCCAAACUUAGGAAUCUGCACGCGGCUUUGCUGCGAAACGGACUGGCAGCUUACUUGGUUGUGUCUAAGGUGUUGCCAGUUGUGCUGUUGGAGAAGAGUGGCAAUGAAGGCAAGGAGAAUGCCUCCCAGGAUGAAAGCAAAAUUAGGCUUGCUAUGUAUACCAAUCCAAAAUAUGUCGAAGCGAUGUCAGAAAUCCUGCCGUGGUUGGAUAAUCGAGGCCUGCUUGACUGGAAGUAAGAAUGGCAAAAUGGCAAAAUUGGAAAGAA